AUGAGUAGGAAUGUGGAUAAGGCCAACUCGGUUUUGGUACGGUUUCAGGAGCAACAGGCAGAGUCCACGACUGGAUAUAAGGAUUAUUCACGUUAUACGAGGCCCAGAAACGUUUCCAAGGUAAAAUCGAUAAAAGAGGCCAAUGAAUGGAAAAGACAGGUGAGUAAAGAGAUACAACAAAAAAGUACAAGAAUCUAUGAUCCGUCUUUAAAUGAAGUGCAGAUUACUGAACUCAACGACGAACUUAAUAGUCUUUUCAAAGAAUGGAAAAGAUGGCAGUGGCACAUUAAUCAUACGCUUAUGGAAAAAAGAACCAAGAGGAAAACGCUAGAAGACAGCCAUCUAUUAUCGAAUGCAGGAAAGUUGAUAAAUGGUAAGAGGUAUUUCGGAAGAGCUUUGGAAUUGCCCGAAGUCAAAGAAUGGCUUAAACAAUCUCAAAAGCAGAAUGAUAUAAAUAUCGUGAAUAUCAAGCGCAUACCGAAGAAUAGAAAAGAUUUCUAUUACAGUGGCAAAGCCACCCCUGCCUUGACCGAAUUUGAGACCAACUGGACACCUAUUUUGAAAGCACAUUAUAAUGUGCCUGUAAAUGAGCUUGAAGAAGAGGCGUCACAACAGAAAGAAGAGAUGUACGUGCCGACGCUUGCUGAUAUGGAGCAUUGGUUGGUACAGAGACGAAAGAAAAAGCUAAUGGAAGAGCUCAAUCUUUGA
Saccharomyces mikatae IFO 1815 is the source of this 708-nucleotide messenger RNA. It is a transcript of the gene ISY1, whose product is annotated as Isy1p. Gene Ontology annotation, cellular component: catalytic step 2 spliceosome; post-spliceosomal complex; post-mRNA release spliceosomal complex. Gene Ontology annotation, biological process: mRNA 3'-splice site recognition; generation of catalytic spliceosome for second transesterification step. The transcript has a single exon. Lineage: Eukaryota; Fungi; Ascomycota; Saccharomycetes; Saccharomycetales; Saccharomycetaceae. The record is from RefSeq and is a predicted model, not a curated record. The coding region runs from base 1 to 708 and encodes 235 amino acids.